AUGUCCUCUCUAAAAGAUGCACAGAGAAUUGUUGAAGAAGGUCCUGUUAAUCAGUGGGGGCGUGCGGUAGAGGUCGCCGACAACAAUGGAAGAACUGAAAAGGCGGCGACAGGAAGAAAGUCGUCCACCAAAGCAGAUCUUCAAUUCUCCGUCGGUUGCAUUGCUAGGUUCUUGAAGAAAGGUCGUUAUGCACAGGGUUUGGGAACCGGUGCUCCAGUUUACCUCACCGUCGUUCUCGAAUAUCUCGCCACCGAGGCUCUUGAAUUGGCUGGAAAUACUGCGAGAGAUAACAAGAAGAAUAGGAUUAAUCCUAGACACGUGCGCCUUUCCGUGAGGAAUGAUGAUGAAUUAGGAAAAUUACUUCAAGGAACGACAAUUGCGCAUGGUGGAGUUUUUCCUAACAUUAACCAAGUGUUGUUGCCAAAGAAAACUAGUUCUGCUUCUGAGAAAUCUGCUGCUUCUAAUUCACCAAAAAAAAGAACUUCCCUAUGACAAUUAGUAACAGGCCAAUACUCCAACGGAUAUAACCACCUGCUUCCAAAAUCUCCUUCUUGAAUCCCUCCAACCAAAAC
Molecule: messenger RNA, 572 nt
Organism: Lathyrus oleraceus (garden pea)
Lineage: Eukaryota; Viridiplantae; Streptophyta; Magnoliopsida; Fabales; Fabaceae
Exons: 2
Coding region: 1-492 (163 amino acids)
Cellular component (GO): nucleosome
Molecular function (GO): protein heterodimerization activity; structural constituent of chromatin; DNA binding
Source: RefSeq, a predicted model, not a curated record